Messenger RNA from Juglans microcarpa x Juglans regia, 409 nucleotides. RefSeq lists its product as uncharacterized. The coding region runs from base 42 to 269 and encodes 75 amino acids. NCBI's taxonomy places the organism in Eukaryota, Viridiplantae, Streptophyta, Magnoliopsida, Fagales, Juglandaceae. The transcript is spliced from 2 exons. The record is from RefSeq and is a predicted model, not a curated record.
UGGUAAGCUCAAUUGGAGCGACUGCUGUAGCCCGGCCCACUAUGCAGAUCCAUAGACUAGGUAUCAUUUCUUAUAUAGCAGCGAGAUACAGAUUCCAGGGUCUCCUUUCUUCGUGGUCGAAAUUGAGGUCGAGCCAAACAAUCCCGCCUGACAACAUGUUUGAUGAUCAAGACCUCGGCUUCUUUGCCAAUUUUCUUGGCGUCUUCAUUUUUGCACUGGUGAUAGCAUACCAUUAUGUGAUGGCUGACCCAAAAUAUGAAGGGAACUGAGGUUUUGUCGUAUUUUGAUGUGUUCACAAUAGAGAUGUUGAACUAUUUUGUAGACUGAGCUGUUUCAUGAGUGGAUAUAACUUGUAGUCAAAGUCUUUGCUUUGCAGCAAUGAAUGCAUGCUUUAAAUCUUCGCGUACAA